UGAGUACGGGUGCCCGCUGGGAUAUGACCAGGCGGUGAAACGCGAAGCGGGCCUCGGCAGCAGGAGCCCGUAGAUAAUGACUGACGUGGAAAAGUGUGAGAGCCGAAGUUCAGGGGAGCGAAGAGACUCGAGCUGAAAACCUCCCCCCCCUCCGCGUGUGUGUGUCUCCGGCUGAGCUCAACCCCACGAUGAGUCUGGACAAAGCGCAGCUCUGUGACUCGCUGCUAACCUGGUUGCAGACGUUUCAGGUGCCAUCGUGCAGCAGCAAGUAUGACCUGGCAAGCGGAGUGGCCAUUGCACAUGUGCUGAACAGAAUAGACCCCUCUUGGUUUAAUGAGGCAUGGCUCGGCAGGAUCAAGGAGGAGAGCGGGGCCAACUGGCGCCUCAAGGUCAGCAACUUGAAAAAGAUUCUCAAGAGCAUGCUGGAGUAUUAUCACGAUGUUCUUGGUCAUCAGGUGUCAGAUGAACACUUGCCAGAUGUUAACCUCAUAGGAGAGAUGGGUGAUGUCACCGAACUGGGCAAGUUGGUGCAGCUUGUGCUGGGCUGUGCCGUCAGCUGUGAGAAAAAACAAGAGCAAAUUCAGCAAAUAAUGACGCUGGAGGAAUCAGUCCAGCACGUUGUGAUGACAGCGAUUCAAGAACUCUUAUCGAAGGAACCCUCAUCUGAACCAGGAAGCCCAGAGACCUACGGAGACUUUGACUACCAGUCCAGGAAGUAUUAUUUCCUGAGUGAGGAGGCAGACGAGAAGGAGGAUCUGAGCCAACGCUGUCAGCACCUGCAACAUCAGUUGUCAGCGGCGCUGGAGGAGAAGUCGGCCCUUCAAGCGGAGACCCGCGCUCUGAAGGAGAAGCUGAACCACCGCGACUCUCUGGACACCUCGUCCACUGCCAUCACUGGCAAGAAGCUGCUGCUGCUGCAGAGUCAGAUGGAGCAGCUUCAGGAGGAGAACUACAGAUUGGAGAACAGCAGAGAUGACAUGCGUGUGCGGGGAGAGAUUUUGGAGCGGGAGGUGGUCAUCCUGCAGCUUCGUAAUGAAGAGCUCACCAGCCUGGCGCACGAGGCCCAAGCCCUCAAAGACGAGAUGGAUAUUCUCAGGCAUUCGUCUGACCGGGUGAACCAGCUUGAAGCGCUGGUGGAGACGUACAAGAGGAAGCUGGAGGAUCUGGGAGACUUGCGCAGACAGGUGCGCCUCCUGGAGGAGCGCAACACCGUGUACAUGCAGCGCACCUGCGAGCUGGAGGAGGAGCUCCGCCGAGCGAACGCUGUCCGCAACCAGCUGGACACCUACAAGAGACAGGCUCAUGAGCUUCACACCAAGCACUCAGCAGAGGCCAUGAAAGCUGAGAAGUGGCAGUUUGAGUACAAGAACCUUCACGACAAGUAUGACGCACUGCUGAAAGAGAAAGAACGUCUGAUCUCGGAGAGAGACACGCUUCGGGAGACGAAUGACGAGCUCAGGUGUGCACAGGUCCAGCAGAGGUGUCUCAGUGGAGCUGGAGGCUUGUGUGACAGUGGCGACACAGUUGGAAACCUCGCUGCGGAGAUCAUGCCUACCGAGCUCAAGGAGACAGUCGUGCGUCUGCAGAGUGAAAACAAGAUGCUGUGCGUCCAGGAGGAGUCAUACAGGCAGAAACUGGUGGAGGCGCAGGCCGAGCUGGAGGAAGCUCAGCGCUGCAGAAACACCCUGGAAACACAGAACAGGUUGAACCAGCAGCAGAUCUCAGAGCUGCGUUCUCAAAUCGAGGAGCUCCAGAAAGCGCUGCAGGAGCAGGACAGCAAGACUGAAGAUGCCAUCUCCUCCUUAUUGAAGAAGAAGCUUGAGGAGCAUUUAGAGAAGCUCCAUGAAGCUCAUUCAGACCUUCAGAAGAAACGAGAGGUCAUCGAUGACCUGGAGCCCAAAGUGGACAACAGCAUGGCGAAGAAGAUCGACGAACUCCAGGAAAUCCUGCGGAAGAAGGACGAGGACAUGAAGCAGAUGGAGGAGCGGUACAAGCGCUACGUGGAGAAGGCGAAAACGGUGAUCAAAACCCUGGAUCCCAAGCAGCAGCAGGUCGCUGCCACUCCUGACAUCCAGGCUCUGAAGAACCAGCUGACGGAGAAGGAGCGAAGGAUCCACCACCUGGAGCAUGACUAUGAGAAGAACAGAGCCAGACACGACCAAGAGGAGAAACUCAUCAUUUCCGCAUGGUACAACAUGGGGAUGGCGUUGCAUCAGAAAGUGUCCGGCGAGCGGCUGGGACACUCCAACCAGGCCAUGUCCUUCCUCGCCCAGCAGCGUCAGGCCACCAACGCCAGGAGAGGCCUGAUGCGACAUCACCCGAGAUAAAAAAAA
Molecule: messenger RNA, 2333 nt
Organism: Paralichthys olivaceus (Japanese flounder)
Lineage: Eukaryota; Metazoa; Chordata; Actinopteri; Pleuronectiformes; Paralichthyidae
Gene: hook2
Product: hook microtubule-tethering protein 2
Biological process (GO): cytoplasmic microtubule organization; cytoskeleton-dependent intracellular transport
Cellular component (GO): cytoplasm; centrosome
Molecular function (GO): microtubule binding; dynein light intermediate chain binding
Source: RefSeq, a predicted model, not a curated record